Molecule: messenger RNA, 2308 nt
Organism: Vespa mandarinia (Asian giant hornet)
Lineage: Eukaryota; Metazoa; Arthropoda; Insecta; Hymenoptera; Vespidae
Product: non-canonical pre-mRNAs endonuclease FASTKD5, mitochondrial
Source: RefSeq, a predicted model, not a curated record
UUGUUGAUAGUAUGUAUUCAUAUAUUUCGCACGAGCGAAACUGAGAUAAUAUUCUGUUGUUAUUUGAAGUUUUUAUAAAUAAAAAGAACAUUCAUUUGAUUUUUAUUCUAAAUAAUUAAAUGAAUUAGCUAUUAAAUAUGAAUAAUUUAAUAAAAGCGAUUAUUAAAAAAGAGUAUAGAAAUUGUGAACAUUUAGUAUUGAGGUUAUCUCGCAAUAUUAACUAUAAAUCAGGAAUAAUAAAUAAUAUGAUAAGAUGCACAACAAAAUUCAAUUAUGUUAUUAAUAUUCGGACGAUUAACCAAUUUAAUAAUGAGGAAAGACAAUCCAUAAAACAAAACUUAUAUUGCAAUGAUGUAAAUAAAAAUAAUCGAAUUACGGAAAAUCAGUAUGCUCGUCAAUAUCUUGAAAAUUCUAUUUAUUUUAAUAAAACAAUUGUGCCAGAAAGAAAAUACGAAGUAAUAGUUACGGACGAACAAGCAGAACAAUUAUUAAACAAAGAUUGGUCGACAGUUCACAUCGUCGAAUUAGUUUCUGAUCUCAGGAUAUUGUCAUAUAAUAUCAUAAAUAAAACUGAUCAUGAUUGUAAUGAAAUAAGAUACGAACGUAUCUUGAAUGCUUUAAAGAAAAAUAUUAACAAUCUUACAGGUAAUUUAUUAGAAGAAGUGUUAAUCAAUUUAUUACCAUUUCAUAAAUAUUUGAAAAAUACAAAAGACUUUAAAGUUUUAAUUGAAUCGCUUGAUAACUAUUGUGAAAAACAAUAUAAAUAUUGGCCUAUUGAUAAAAUGUUUUUAAUAGCUGAUACAUUUUAUUGUCUUGGUAUGUGUAAAUAUAGUCAUUUUAUAUGGAAAUUAUUAAGAAAAAUGAAUUCAAAGCUAAAUCAAUUAACAUCGAAAAAUUUAAUACAACUUAUGUUUUUUGUUAAUAUUAAACGUAAAACUCCAUUAAAUAUGUAUGAAGUAGAAGUCAUUUUAGAAGAACAUUUAAAUGAUUUUUCUAUAAAUGAAUUGGGUAUAAUAGCAAUGGGAUUUUUUAAAAGUAAGACAAAAAUAAGAAAUGCUACAUUUUUGAAAGCGAUUAUAAAUCGUUUAAUUUGUGAAAUAAACGAAGUGGAUAAUAUUAGCCUAGCAGCUUUAUUAAAAUUGAUACGAUACAGCAUGAAUUAUGAUGAAAUGAUUAACUUUAAAAUGUUAGUAGAUAGCAUUAUACCAAUUCUUCCAAGACUCACUUUACAAUGUUUAGUUCAUAUAAUACAUAUUUAUGCUAAAGCACAUAUAUACGUGGAGUCAUUACUGGAUACAGUUAUAACAAGGAUAUAUAAUGAAAUAAGGGAUGCAAGAUUGAAAGACAUAGAAAAAUUAACAUAUGCCUUAAAUACAUUCUCUGUUGAAUCUACACAUCCUAUAUAUGAUAAAAUAAUUGAGGAAAUUACUAAUCGUGUAUCUAAUGAUAAUUCAGAGAUAAUUAACUACACAUGGAGGUAUGUUAAUAUAUUACGAUAUUUAGCAAGUACAGGUAUAUAUCCCCUCCAUUUGAUAAAAAUAGCAUUUGAUCCAUCUUAUACAAACUUAAGAACUAAUGACUACAUACUUGGCUGGGAAUAUACUAUGUUAGAAUAUUGUCUAAAAACAGAAAAAUCUGAGUAUACUGGUCCAUUCCUUCCACCAGGUAUUCUUCUAACUUCAACAAAGCGACAAUGGGCAAAAAUGGAUAAGGACACUAAUUCCAUAGUACGCAAGAUAUUUAAUGAAGUUGUAUAUAUCUUGAAGGAAAUCAUUGUAAAUGAUAUAAAUUUGUAUACUGGUAGAGUAUUACCUCAUUUUCUACAAAAUCAUAUUAUAUUUGGUCUGGAUGAAAAUCAAAAUUUCAUCUCAGCUGAAUCAAUUUUAUCAAAAAUACCUGAUGUUGACAUCAAGAAAAUAAAUGAUACAUUUCCGAAAAAUGUAAAAUGGAUAGCACUUGUCGUAGUACAUUAUAAGCAUAUCCUUAGAGAAACUAAUAAACCAACAGGUAUUAUAAUGGCAAAACUAAGGCAACUGAAAUAUAUUGGAUACACACCUAUUCUAAUAAGAGGUGAUGACUGGUUGAAAUAUACAAAUAUAACGGAGAAAGAGAAAUAUCUGAAAAAUCUUAUAACAAAUGCAUAAACUGUAUUUUUUCUAUUUUUAUCUUACCUUUAUAGAAACUUAAUUUCAUUGAAAAAUUAAUGUUACAUUAAUAAUGUUAUACUUAAUACUAUAUUUAUAAUAUGUGACCUAUUGUUUAAUAUAAUGUUCAUUUACUAUAAACUCGAUCAUUUCUUCGCAAAUGA